This is a messenger RNA of Symbiodinium necroappetens, 895 nucleotides long. NCBI's taxonomy places the organism in Eukaryota, Dinophyceae, Suessiales, Symbiodiniaceae. The record is from the annotation of a GenBank genome assembly.
AUGUCGCACAACCCAGAGAUCAACGAAGUGGAUGAGAACCUGCGGACUGUGAACAUCGCAGAGCUGCGGGAAGCUGACUCGGCUAGCCACCCUGCCGUCCGCGUGCUGCGGCAAGCCUGCUGUGAGACAGGCUUCUUCCUCGUGAAGGGCCACGAGCUUUCUCAAGAUGUCCUCGACGAGAUGUUUGACAUGGCCAAGGGCUUUUUUCAGCUUCCGCUCGACGCGAAGCUCAAGCACAGCAGCUCCGAGAAGAGCGGCUGGCGGGGCUACAACCCCUAUGGCAGCGGACAGAACUGCUCACUGAGCACCAAGCGUCCGGAGAGAAAAGAAACAUUUUAUUGCGGCGAGCCUCCAGGUGCUGCUGAAGGCAUACCUGAGCCGCUGCCUGCUUUCUACGACAAGCUUCGACGUUUCCAUUCCUCUCUGCUGCAGCUGUCACGCGAGCUGCUCAGGGGCUUGAGCUUGGCGCUUGGGCUGCCGACUGACUACUUCGAGCUCUGUGCAUUUCAGAAACCCAUUGCAAAGGUGCUCCUCGCUUACUAUCCGCCUGCUGGAGAUGGAGACUCGUCUUGUGGUGCACACACCGACUGUGGAUUCUUGACUUUGGUUUGCCAAGACUCGGCGGAAGCUCAAGGUCUGCAAGUACAAAAGCCGGGUGGUUCCUGGCUUUCCGUGAAGACUGACCGGUACACCCCUGUGGCAAAUCUCGGCGAUCUGGCACAGAGAUGGACCAACGAUGUGUUUCGAAGCUCUAUACAUCGCGUGUUGAAUGCUUCCACGGCCCCGCGCUGGAGUGUCAUCUUCUUCAACAACAUGGAUGAGGAAGCAGAGGUGGAAUGUUUGGCCACCUGCGUGGACAGCGAGCGUCCCCGCAAGUACCUGAAAACGACAUGCG